AUGUCAUAUACGAGUGCCUCGUAUUCCAAGGGCGUAGACGGAGGCCGUUGCCUGGGCGCAGGGACGCGUCGGCUGCAGCUGCGCCUGGAGCUGCUGAGCGCGUCGCUGCCGCUGCUGGCGCCUGAGGAACAGGCGCUGCUGGGGUCGCGUGUGGUGCGCAUCGUGUACGAGUGCCCGGCGGAGCUUCCGCCACCUCAGCCGCGGGUAGCCGCCGGCCUCAGUCCCAUCAUCAACCGACAGGUGGGCGUGGUCGGGGACGGCGUUCCGUUCUGCUCGGACGUCCCAAAACCUGCCAUGGCCAUGCUGGGCGCGUACGCACUCGCGCGCCGCAACUACAAAUGGGGCCCCCUCCAGCCCGCGAAAGCCCGCACGACCUCGGACUCGGAAGAGUCCGAGUCCGUUUGCGACUCCAAAUGCAAACAGUGCCCGCAGCCGUCGGCUUGUGCGGUUUCGAAGCCAAAAGAAAACGAGAGUGACGACGACGACUUCCCCGGGGAGGCGGAUCGGGAGGGCCAGGGCGUGGAGAGGCUGCUCGUGCCCGUGCUGCCUUCUGACACUCCGGGGGUUUUCAUCGAGCCAGCCUCCCCCGAGGCGGACGCGGGGCGAGAGGGAUUCACGGAGGGGGUGGAGGAGGCUGUGCAGUACGAAGACUACGAGGUCGGCGAUAAAGCAUCUUCGCCAAUUGAAGGAGAGCCGGUCGAUGAACGAGAGAACAACGAGCAAUAUGAACCUUUGAGCGCUCCUGAGGCAGCAGUUCCUGAGAGCGCAGAUGCUGAGUUAGCGGUUCCUGCAGAACCUAUGUCUUCACCUGCUUCAUAUCCUCUUGAAAAAGAAACUUCCCAGGCCGGCAGCACCUCGUCGGGCAAGAAAGUCAGACUUUCUGUGCCAUUAGUAACUGUGGUUAGUGAGUUUCACUAUUCAGAUAACCUCAAAUCUGUGUAUCGUUUCAAAUGUGAUGCAGGGACCAAACAUUCAAUUCAGCCGAAGCCAACAACGCUGCCGGUGGAGUUCUCGGAGAAGGCAAGAAAGGGCUCCGAGGAGACGCAGAAGCAGGAUCAGGCCAACGCAACAGGCUGCCCAGCGGCCGUCGCGCAUGCCCCAGGACGUCCGACCCUCGGAGGCCGAGUCACUCCGGGUUGGCUCGGGUAUCGGCCCGCGAAUAAAGACUCCAGCGCACGUGGGACACUGCAUGUCGGCAAGCUUGCAUCAGAUGCAGUGCAGAACAGAACCUACUCCUCCUCCGCCAACACCAGCGGCCGACUCAGAGUUUUCCAUUCAGCCGCAUUAUCUCCCUGUCCGUACGCCGUCCAGCUCAACGGAGUCCCUCUUGAACAGCAAGAUGCAAAUCGUGGUGAGGCGGAGGCAAUCAGCGACCCAUAUGUCACCCCCGAAGACAUCGGCGACCAUUUACGUGUCGCCCGUGUGGGAGCCAGCUACGUCGUGCUACAUGACGAUCGCCGACACAACUACUAA
Molecule: messenger RNA, 1473 nt
Organism: Gryllus bimaculatus (two-spotted cricket)
Lineage: Eukaryota; Metazoa; Arthropoda; Insecta; Orthoptera; Gryllidae
Source: the annotation of a GenBank genome assembly